AAGAUUAAUAAUAAAAAUUUUGUUAUAAUUGAAAACAAAUAAAGAUAAAGUUAUGGAAGACAAAGAUAAAGAAUCAUCCAAAAAUUUGGAUGAUAAUGAAAACGAUAAUAAAAAUGAUUUGCAAGAAAAGGUUAGUUCAGAAUUGUUGAAUAAAGAAGACGAAAAUAUGGAUGAAAAAGAAACGAUAGCCUCUUCAGAAAUAAAUGAAAAGGUGAAUGAUCGUCCUAUUAAAAUAGAAUUUAAAAAACCAACUAUUAUGAUUGGACCAAAGCGUGGAAAACGUAAGAUAUCAUCACUUCCUAGUUCAACUACUUCAAUUAAAGUUCAACAAGAAAUUGAAUCAAAUAAUGAAGAAACAGAUACACCUUUGGAUAAAGUUACGCCAAAUACAAAUCAAAUAAAGUCGUCGUUAAAUGACAAGAAAACUACUUGUUCUAAAGCUCAAAAAACUUCAUUAACUUUGAAGUAUGACGAACCUAAUUGGAGUGGAAUACCAGAGGACGAAUAUAAAUUGGAAGUAUUGAAAUCAGGCGUUAUUGUUCAAACUAUCAAUUUAACUGGCAAAAGUUAUCACGUUGUUGGAAGGUUACCUCAUUGCGAUAUUUCUCUUGCACAUCCAACCAUUUCAAGGUUUCAUGCAAUAAUCCAAUAUAGAGGAAUAGAAGAUGAAAAUAAUUCUAAAGGAUUGUAUGUAUAUGAUCUAGGAAGCACACAUGGUACUUAUUGGAAUGGAAAUCGUGUACCUCCUAAUGCUUACGUGAGAUUGCAUGACAGUCACAUUAUUAAAUUUGGUUGUAGUGCACGUAAAUAUAUUGUACAAGCACUUCAUGAAAGUAAAGAAGAAGAGUCUGAAUUAUCUUACACGGAAUUAAGGGAAAAAAGAAUGUUAGAUUUACAAGAACGUGAAAAAAUGAAGGCAGCACAGCGUUCACAAAUGAACGAAGAAGAAAGAUUGAGACAAGAAGAAGAAGAAGAAAAUGAAGGCAUUGAUUGGGGUAUGGGCGAAGAUGCUGAUGAAGAAACGGAUUUAACAGAAAAUCCUUACGCUGCUACAAAUAAUGAAGAAUUAUAUCUUAACGAUCCGAAGAAAAGUUUGAGAGGAUGGUUCGAACGUGAAGGAUAUGAUUUGCAAUAUCACACUGAAGAAAGAGGAUUUGCACAAUUUCUUUGUUGGGUCGAUUUGCCUAUCGAAAAUAUUGCUGGUCAUACAGUAAGAGCUGAAGCACUUGUUAAGGGAAAGAAAAAAGAAUGCGUUAUUCAGUGCGCUUUAGAGGCUUGUAAAAUUUUGGAUAGAUAUGGAUUACUUAGACAAGCGACUCAUGAAAGCAAAAGGAGAAAAGUAAGAAACUGGGAAGAAGAUGAUUACUAUAGUUCAGAUGAAGAUAAUUUCCUCGAUAGAACUGGGUCUAUCGAAAAGAAACGACAAAAAAGAAUGAAAUUAGCAGGAAAAUUAGAACCGCAAAAGGAUACAUACGAUGCAUUGAUGGAGAAAUAUGAUACAGUUGUAAAACAGAUUACCGAUUUGGUUGAAUGCAUGAGAAAGUCGCAAAAGUUUGAAAGUGAAUCUUCAAAGAAUGAAGAAGAAGAAGAAGACGCGUUAGAUGCUUUUAUGUCAUCUUUAAAUGUGACUAUUUUGACUAAAGCUGAUAAACGUAAAAUGAAGGUCAAAUUACAAGAUUUACGACAAGAAGAAGCUAAAUUGAUAAAAUUAUUAAAUCCCUUGCGACCAAGUAAUUUGCCACCUUUAAGCAUCCAUAUAGUACCUUUAAAUGAAGGACAAAAGCCAAGUGAAAUGUUUGAUAGGGAUGUAAAAAUGAAUCAAAAAACAAAUUAUCAAACUUCACAAGAUGAAACAACUGUCGUGGAUUCUAAAAAUACUUUGCAAUCCAAGCAAAAUAAUAUUAAUAUUGUUGAAAAGGAAGAAUCAAAGAAAAGUAGUAAUGAAGAUAGUUCAGAAACUAGUGACGACAAGAGUUCAAAUACUAAAGAAUCUCUUGAAGAUACAUCCCAGACAUCAAUAAAUACAACAGAAACGGAAGAUAAUUUAUCUAAAGUAAAAGAUGUAAGCGUUGAAACAAAAAAUUUACCCAAAAUAGUUCCUAGCAUUCCUCCGAGCGAUCAAUCGUCUACGAAAACAUCCAAAAUUACUAAAACAGUAAAAGAAACUUAUGACAAGGACGUAUACAACGAGAAUUACUCAACGUGGGUUCCGCCACAAAAUCAAAGUGGAGACGGAAAGACAAGUUUAAAUGAUAAAUACGGCUAUUAAAAAUUUUCUUCAUUUAUAUUUUGAAUUUAAUAUAUUGAAAAUUGAUUACAAAAGGUAUCACUGGAGAUGUUAAUCGCUCCGUUGUCGAGUAACGCGUGGGAGUGAUUUACGAUCGUUAAGGAUUUUUUUAAACCGUAUAUAUAAGAAGAAACUUUGUUUGUAUAAUAUUGUAAAUAUAAUCUUUCUAAUAUA
This is a messenger RNA of Polistes dominula (European paper wasp), 2461 nucleotides long. Its product is annotated as kanadaptin. The record is from RefSeq and is a predicted model, not a curated record. Gene Ontology annotation, molecular function: protein binding. NCBI's taxonomy places the organism in Eukaryota, Metazoa, Arthropoda, Insecta, Hymenoptera, Vespidae.